This is a messenger RNA of Paramecium octaurelia, 1754 nucleotides long. The record is from the annotation of a GenBank genome assembly. NCBI's taxonomy places the organism in Eukaryota, Ciliophora, Oligohymenophorea, Peniculida, Parameciidae.
AGAUAGGAUAUUAUAUAUACAUAACUGUUAAUAUUUAAGAUGGCACAAAGCAUUUCUAAAGCCUGAAAUUCAGCUGAAAUGGUAUAACUUAAACUUGGACCUACUUAAGAAAAACUUCUAGCUGAAAACUCAACUAAUUUUCAAUUUGUUUAAACACAAAUCAGAACAGUAAACGAGCAUCAUUUAAAUUAUAUUAGAAUAAAAAUGAGAAAAGAAUGGUUGUAAAUGUGGAAUACUUUUAAGGACUUAUUGUUAUUAAGAAGGCUGAAAUAAAACUAAAAGGAUUGCAAUGUCCAUCAUUAAAAUUGCAUCCAUUCACACAAUACACCUAACUCAAAAAAGUUGGAUUUGCAUAAAUUUAUCGAUUGCUUUCUUAUGUUUUAUAUUAAACAAAAGACAUUUUUAAGUCAGACAAUAAAAAGACUUUUUAUAUCCUUCCAUAUCAAAUCAAAUAAUAAGUUUGUGAAAACCCUUUAAAUGAUUUUUGUUAGCUGCACUUAACUAAAAAUACAUGAUAGGAAGUUGGCAAGUAUUGGAGUGAGCAAGCUCUAAUUGUAAUAUAAAGGAAUUUUAUAAAGACGUAUGAAAACAUACUCAAAAGGUGAUAUAUUAAUCUCUAUUAUUAUUGAAUAGUGUAUUUAGAAAAAUCGAGUAGUGGAACUAAAAAAACUCUUUGAUUAAAAGGAGAGGACAAUUCUCAUUCGGUUUGCUUAAGGAAUAAAUAUUUAAUUAUUCAUCAAAUUUUUUCGAAGAUUUUCUUUUUUUACAAUCAUAAUUUCUUCCAUCUGUUUUCAAACAUUAAUAACUACUUAAGAAGUAAUAAAAAAUUUUCUCUUUGUACCAACAAUAGCUAAGUGCUUGAUAAUUGAAUUAAAAGCCAACAUUUAGUACAUUCAAAGCAAAAUCAUAAUGCUAAUUAUUGUUAAAAAUAAUCACUAAUUAAGAAAGGUAUAAUUUUCUGAUAUGUUAUAACAAUUAUCUUCCAUAUAUUCUAAAAAAAUUAAAUCAGUCAUUAUGAGUCUAAAAAACUCCAAAAAAUCCAUCAUAAUUAUAAUCCCAAAUUUCAAAGCAUUUGUAAAUAAAUUAAGAAUUUGCUACAACUUAGGUAUGAGAGCAAAAGAUAAUCAACAAUUAAUCAUACAAUUUGAAUUUAAAAUUUCUUUCUAAUUGCCCUUCAAUUUAAUGUGAAUAUAAAAAUACUUUGUAAAUAUUUAAUAUUAGUAGGAUCUAUUAAAUAAAAUUUAAAUACAAAAUUUAUUAGGUUCAUUAUAAUUGUACUCCAGAUUUUAGGUUGUGCUUAAACACAUUAAAAUUUUUGCUAAGCAUCGACACAAGAGCUAAUAAUAAACCACCCAAUUCCGUUAAUAAAAUUAGACAUAUCGAAAUGUAAUUGUAAGAUCAUAUAUGGUCAAGUAUCCAUUUUAAAGAUUUAGAGUUUUCAAAGCCUACUUUAGGGGUCAGUAGAUGGAUUUGAUAAAUUAAUUAAAGGCUUUCUUUUUUUGCAACUGAAGUUAAUUAAGAAAAAUUCUGUAGGUAACAAAGUAUUUUAAUAGAAAUAGAGUUAUAUUUCUCUUGUAUAAGAAAAAAUCAGAGGAUUGUAUAUAGACUGAGUUAAUAAAAUGUAGAAAAUUAUAAAGCUAGAAACCGAGAGGCUAUUGCACAAAAUUCUUUAUGAUUUCAUAAAAGGAAACCUAUAACUAACCGAAUGAGGGUUUUGUUUUUCUCCUAUUUAUCAGUGUCAUUUUCAAGCAUCC